GGACAGAUGUGUGCGCAGGGAAGUUGAUAUGUGAGGAGGGACGGUGCAUUCCCCCAAGUCUGUGCUGUAGGGAGAAGGACUUGCAUCCCCCAAACUGCACUAUAAGGCCUGGAAUCGAAUGUUGCAAGCAGCUUUUGCAUCCUGCUAUUCGUGACCAGGAUCUCUACUACCUAAAAGCACCACCAAGAUUGCAUCAGCAAAGGAACCCACAGCCAGAUUCUACUCUCAUAAUGGGUUGCAUUGUGGCAGUAGCAAACCUGAUAACAGUUGGUAUCAUAGUUGGAGUAAGGUACCACCUGUGGCGUUCCAAUGGUUCUACCUCCCGUGCUCAUUACCACCUGAAUAGAUUACGGUCAGCCACUCUCCGUCCAUUUGGCUUUGGUUCAUCUCUCAGUCCACCAUCAACCACUGAUCAGUACCAGUUACGGUCAGCAGAUACUCUGUAUUCAAGACGAAUCCCAGGUUUGCGUUCAGAUCUUCUGUCGCCAGAGAUCCUCCGCGAACAGAGGCAACAAUGCACACAUCAGCAGAGACCCUUUACUGGAGGAGUUGUAUUGUGCCCUCCUACCAAUGCUCAGCCUCCCCAGUACUCACAGUUGCCAACAGCUCAUACAGGGCCCCCGCCUGCUUAUCAUCAGGUUGUGGGAGCUCCACCACCACCUUACUCAUCCCGUGAUGAUCUUACACUAGGAAACUCCUCAGAUGGCUCCUCCCUGUCUCUUCUGUCACCACUUCUGAACAACAAUAACAAUGGGGAUAUUAAUGGUAACACCACAGCCCACCUUUCUGUUAUACAGAACCAAAAUGUGGCCCAUGCUGCAGCUUCUUCUGCAGCACCUUCUCAGUUCUCAGGUUCCCAGUCCCGAGGCAACAAAUGAUAAGCUUUAACACUUAUGGGGUGGAGAGAAACAUGCUUGAAAGCUUUUAUGAAUCUUAAUCUUUUGAAUCUUAAAGAAUUUUAAAAAUUUUAGCUAAGUUUUUUAUUCUUGAUAAAUUUUUAGCAUAUGAAUUCAGUUUUUGAAUCUUAGAGAAUUUAAAAAAUUUUAGCUAAGUUUUUGAAUCGAUAAAUUUUUAGAAUAUGAAUUCAGUUUUUGAAUCUUAAUUGAUUUUUGAAAUCUUAAUUAUUUUUUAUCUCAAUGAACUUCUAAAUCUUUGUUCAGUUUUUGAAUCAUAAUUCAUUUUUUAGUGUAUCUGACUCAUAAAAUGAGGUUGAGUACUCUUUGCAAACUGCUUUGAGGACAAAAAAAGUCAAUUUACAUAUGACCAUGAAAUGAUGGGAAUGUUGAUAAGGAAUUGCACUGUUUUUGAAUUUCACAUUUCUUUAUAUUACUGUAAAUGGUUUCUCCUUCCAUGUGUUGUAUGUGAUGGUUCUCUUAGACCUGAAAUUGUGUAAAUUUUUAUAUUUUCUUUAGCCUGGAAUUUCACUGAAGAUUCACAAAGUACAUUGUACAAGUAUCCACUUUGUAUUUUUGGAACAUAUUUUGUCUAUGAUGUACUCGUGGUUGUUUCAUCUGUGUGUAACAUUUGAUGCAAGGAAAACAGAAAAAUGAUGAUAAUCAUACUUAGAAACAGAAAUUUAGCAUUCAUUUUAUUGGCAAGCAAUAAGGAAAUUAAAUGAUAAUAGACUAAGAACAGGGUGGAGUCAUGAAAAGAAAUUGUAACUGAAGUUCUGCAUUUAUAGCAUCUAAAAAUAUAAAACUAUUCAAAAGUGCUUCCAAUGAUGUACAAAGUAAGGAAUUUAGAAUUUACAGCUUUGAAUUUCAUAACUGUUAAGUUCUGACUGGUAUGCAUUUUAUAUAAGCUAAACUUAUGUUCAUCCGUUUACGAUUUUUAUAAAAUCAAAGGAAGUAAAAAAGUAGGGAGAAAAAUACAAUUUUAGUGCACCAACAUGGAUAUUAGAACAAUUUUGGAAUGAAUUGAACUAAAAUGAUGGUAUUAAGUAAUGUCAAAACUUGUUGCAUUGCACAUUUCCUAUAAAAUGUUGUUGUUUUUUAUUGCACCAACACAGAAUUGCACUUUUACCUCUUCUCAGGAUUUUGAUGGAUGAAACACCACCACAAGGAGAAGAGAAACCUUAAAUCUGUUAGUGUUCAAGUAAAAUUGGAUUUGUCUCCAAGCAUCAAUACAUAAAUGAUAUGAGUGACAUCUAGUUUCAUUUGGAAUGAGACAAGUUUUGGAUCCCUUCACGUAAGGGUUGUGUUUCACAUUUUAUUUUUACACAUUACAUUGUUGAUGUUUCAUUGAUAUUAAAAGAUAUUAUAAUGAGAAAAUUACAGUUCAUAAUAAAUUCAGGCGAUUUAUAGAAGAGAGAACAACAAAGAAAUCCUGGGAUGUGUGCAGGCAUGUUAGUUUAUAGAAAAUUUUAUUACAAAUUAUACUUUGUUAGUAUUUAAGCAUACAGUGGUCAGACCUUUUUUCCCCCCGGCUUGUUAUACCUAUAUGUGUAUCAUUUUUAGGGAAAAUAAAAAUGAUAAAUGGAAGAAACUAGUGGUAACAGACUGGCAGUUUUGUGUAUCACAAAAGACAACUGGUACCUGAUUGGCUCCUAUGCCAAACAAGAAUCACUAUUUUGUCAAACUUGUAAAACUUUCUCAUGUUGUCUAAAUGUAAUUUUUGAAAUGUCAUUACUAUUAAUUGAUAGCAGUUGUGUUUGUCCCCCCUCUUUUUUUUCUUCUUUCUUUCUUUCUUUCUUUCUUUUAUAAAUAUUAAUUUGUGUUGUCUUAAAUUAUCUUGUGCAAUUUAACUGUACAAGUAAACUUGUGCCAAAUGCAUGCACACUUCUUUAUCAACUAAUACUUAUAUUUGAAAUAAUGUGAUAAAGUAGUUGAAAAUUGCAGUUCAUGGUUCAAGACUGCCCAUGCCAAUAUUGUUUAUAGGCUAAUUUGAACUUCAAGCUUACAAUACCUGCUCAAAUGUUUUAUGAAAAUAGCAGCUACAUUCAACACAAAGGUGUGCAAUAUCUGUGAAUAUUAAAAGUGCUGUUUAUAAAUACCAUCUCCCAUUAUUACAUGGUCACAAUGAUAGAAGAAUGAGUUAAAUACAAGAGUAAUAAUUCAUUGUGUUUUUAAGUUCAUCACAUAUAAUGAAAAUGUUGUCUACAUGUUUGCAAUAUUCUCCACAAUUAUUUUUAUAGAUGUUGCUUCCAGAUAACAGUUCUUAUGUGUCAAUUAUGUGCCAAGAGAAAAAGAGUAUGUUAGAUAGUUUUAACUUGAAUUGUACACAGUUGUGAAGGAGUUUCAUGAAAUUCCUUUUUCAUGAUCCUGUUUCUAGGGAACCAUUGUACACUGUUUUGUGUCUCAAAGCUUUGAUAGUAGCUAAUGUUACGAAGAAAGAUAUUGAAAAUUAAUUAUAUACUUAUAAGAGAUAUAUAUGUUGUUAGUAGCAGCUACCAUUCUUAAACUAUAUCUUUUAGUCUGUGUUUUUGCUUUUCAUUUAUGGCUUUUGUUGUCAUUUUGUAUAGAUUAAGUAUUGUGUUUCCUUUCAUUUUUUACUAUAAAGAUAAGUCUGCUGAAUUUGAAGUAUUUUUCUUUAUAGUUAGCCUUGUUAUUAAUUUGUGUUCCUAGGUGGCUGGGCUAAAGUUAUUGUAAUGUUCAUGACAGCCUGUUGCAUGAGGAAGACUGUAAUGACAUUGGUAGAGAUUUAAGAGAAAGUUAUGAUAUAUUCUUAUUUCCAACUCUUGGUUUUGGUUGUAUCUCUCUCUCUCUCUCUCUCUCUCUCUCUCUCUCUCUCUCUCUCUCUCUCUCCUCUCUCUC
Molecule: messenger RNA, 3752 nt
Organism: Penaeus vannamei (Pacific white shrimp)
Lineage: Eukaryota; Metazoa; Arthropoda; Malacostraca; Decapoda; Penaeidae
Source: RefSeq, a predicted model, not a curated record